Messenger RNA from Brassica napus (rape), 2308 nucleotides. RefSeq lists its product as uncharacterized. Bases 16 to 465 code for a protein of 149 amino acids. NCBI's taxonomy places the organism in Eukaryota, Viridiplantae, Streptophyta, Magnoliopsida, Brassicales, Brassicaceae. The transcript has 3 exons. The record is from RefSeq and is a predicted model, not a curated record.
AUUGAUGGGUAACGAAUGGAUUUCGACAAAAAGUGGGCUUUGGGCUUAUUGAUUUUCUGCUUAUUAGGCUUUGUAUCUGUCCAAAGUGGUGAUACAGACAAAGCUAAGAAGAUUAGGGAAGCCGCCAUCUUCACCAUCUCCUUCGUCGCUUGCGAUUCUCCUUCCGGCAAUCAGCUAUUAUGGUCGAUCUUUAAGGCUCUAUGCACGUUUUGCGCCUACCAAACGCUUAGUUUCUCCUCUAACGCCUUCAGAGCUCUCAUAUAUAUAGAAUCCCUCGAGCUGCUCCAGCCGCUUCAGCCGCCAUUGCCGCCGUUCCCUACUCCACCUUCAACUCUCUCCGCCUUGGAAGGUCCACUCAGUCCAUUGUUGGUCGGCUCAUCCGAUUCUAGGAUUCCAGUAACAUUAACAAGAAUGGAGAGUUUAUGGACAUCACCAUUCUCCUCCUUGAUGAACUGGAUUCUGUGAUCCACAGUUUCAUCCCUGCAAUCUCCAAACAAAACAGGAAAACUGAAUGAAUUAUGUUGUUAGCAACCGAAUCUAAAAGAAAUAAAAGACAUCUUACUUAACAAAUUAAAACCUUUUAUUUUGCAGAUUCCAACGACGACGAAGCACCCGAGGACCAACGACAAUGGAAUGAUGCGGACGAAGCCUAACUGAUGUAGGUAAACUCCUCUUCAAUAAUACAUCACACUAUUAUCACUCCCCAAUCUUACAAACUUAAGCUCUAAUCAUGUCAGGGAUCCCACAGGUGAUGCUGUCCCGACGACGGAGAAAAAAAAAAAGAAAGAUAACCUAACGUUUUUUUUAUUUUUAGUUUUUAAGUUCAAAUCAUGUUUUAGACAUAGAGCCCAACAUAACUUGAGCCCAAACAUUUUAAACCCACAAUUACUUUUUCAUAAUUUAAAAACGUCAACCUUCGUUUAUGUUUUGUUAAACUAUUAUAAUCUUUAUGUUUUGUUAAACUAUUUCACACAGGGGGCAGAUCUCCUUAGAAGGGGAGCCACUCGCCACGAUACUUCCAGUUUCACCAUUCUUGAAACUCUUAUGAACCACAAAGCCAAUAUAAGAGCUCUGUUUCAAUCCAACGGCUGGAUUUUGUCACAGCCCACCGCUAAGCCUGAAGAGGGAAGAGAAGUGGAGUGCUGCGUUUUGGAAGAUGGUUACUUGGAGUUUACAAGAUGAAGAUGGAACCCGUGACGAGGAAGACGAGGAGAAGUGUUACUUGGAAUAUCCUAACGUUAAGGAUGUAGACAAUGUGUGAUCUUAGCGAUGAAAAUUAGUGUAGCUUUAAUAUAUGCUACUACGGUCCUUGAGCUCCCUAACAAGUACUAGCAAACAAUGUGUAUUUUGAAAAAAUAAAAUAAUUUUGUAAUGCAAGUAGUUUGAGAUUUUGAGUAUUUAUUCAAACAACGGAUAUAUACAGAGUUGAUAACUUGAUAUGGACCCCCAAAUAAGUUGGUGCUGCGCUGUCACAAUAUCUGUCUUUUUAAUUUUCAUAUACCUGACGUAAGCUUCUUCAUCUUCUUCUCUUUCCCUUUCCGUUGUUCCACGCUCUCUGUUUCAUGUUUAUGCCUUUUUCACAUUCUCUAUGUUUUACCUUAAUUAUACUUUUUGAAUUUUUCUUCCGUUUUGGGAGAUGUCUCUAACUUGAGUUAAUCGUCAAAAGCUAGGAUCAAUUUUGUUGUCUUAUUUCCGAUAAAUUUUAUUCUUUAAUUUGCACAAAUCUUAAACAAUACUAACAUCCCGUAAAUCAUACCGCCCCACCGAUAUCCAAAGUAACCAGCCCCGCGCUUGCGCGGGGUCUCAGCACCUAGUACUAGAUAAUAUCACAACUCAUAUAUGAUAGUUUAUCUUUUUAAUUUGUAAUUUUUCAAAAUUAUGAAAAAUAUAAUGUAAAAUGGUUAAUAUAUUGAAAUAAAAUUUAAUGUUAUUCUUACAUUAUUAACCUAUCAAAAAUAUUCAUUAAUUUUUAUCAAAAAUUUAAGUAAUCGAAAUUUUUAUAUUCAAUGAUAUAGAAAACUUAUUAUAAUAAUAUUGAAAUGGACUUUAUCCCGCGAUAUCGCAGAAAGUCAUCUAGUAAUAUUUAUUUGGCAUAGGGCAUAAAAAUGUCUUGGAACGGCUCUGUUUAUUGACAUGGAAAGUGGCAGAAACACCGGCGCCUUGGGAAUGUAUAAUCACAAGUAGCACGUGUUGCUUUCUCGGCUUCGAUGCAAACCUUCCGGCAUUCACUAUCCUUCAUACAAUAUUUUCUCCCUGAAUUAGGCUGCCUCUUGCAUGACCUCUGCCCUUCCACAAUCGUUGGUGCUUC